AAGAAGUGAACAGGGACACUGUGAGACAGAGACCUGAGUCGUCCACACAGACGGAAGACAGAGCGUGCGGUGAAACGUCUCCUCCAACACAAAGCUGCUGCACUUCAGUUCCUACCACGGUGGGAGAUAUUUUCACGAAGUCCAGACACGGUCCUUGUUCUUCUGAGAGGUUCUGUGGGUGAGAACAACAAAAACAACUACGCAGCUCCGCUAGGAAUCGCAGGUCUCAAGCUCCACUAUCGUCUGCAAUCAUGAUCAAAUUGUUGUGUGUGGCGAUUGUUGCUGGAUUGGUUUUCGAGAGCAACCAGCAGAGACUGGAGGCCAAGAAACUAGAGCCAGAGAAACUGGAGCUCAACCAACUGGAGCCAGAGAAACUGGAGCUCAACCAACUUCCUACAAAAUUUCCCUGCGACUAUCCAACCCACAUCCAAUGCUGGACGGACUGGUUUGACAGAGAUGACCCCUCUGGAACUGGAGACUGGGAAUUGCUCUACAAUCUUCGUAUUGAGAACCCAGGAAAGAUCUGCCCCAAACCAAUCCAAAUCGAGGCCAAAACUCUGACUGGUCUCAGUGCGGCUGCAGCCGGGGAUGUGAUUUUUAAAAGCGACACAACCACAGGAUUCAUCUGCAAGAACCAGGACCAGAAGUCCAAGAAGAUGUGCAACGAUUAUCGCGUUCGCUUCAGCUGCCAUCCCCCGUUCUGUGGCGGAGUGUGCUGGACCAACUGGUACGACCGGGACCGUCCCUCUGGGACAGGGGACUGGGAGACUUUGAGUGACCUGAAAAAAACAUACCCAGGAGAGAUCUGUGACAGCCCGAUGUACAUUGAGGCUGUCACCACUGACACCAUGACCCCAGCUAUCAGCACAGGGGAGAACUUCCUCCACUACAACCCAACUGUGGGAUUCGUUUGUCGAAUGGUGGACCAGAUAGAUGGCGAAUGUCUCAACUAUAAAGUGCGGUUUGGAUGCCCGUGCAAGUGAUUCCACGGCAACACUGAGGUGCCGCGGCGAGAGAGGACCCCUUUCCAAUUUUGAUCUGCUAUAUCUUUUCUCGUUUGAUUAUAUGAUUUGCUUCUCCUGAUUGAGAACCACACAGAAAUCUGCUUUUUUCACGGUCAAUUUGUGGUAAUUUUAUCAUUUAAAUCAAUUAUUUUCCUGCUGUGAAAACAAAUUUUUAUCUUCAGUAGAAAAUACGUAUUAGGUGCUUUUUCUCUUUCUU
Pleuronectes platessa (European plaice) is the source of this 1221-nucleotide messenger RNA. RefSeq names its product mucin-5AC. NCBI's taxonomy places the organism in Eukaryota, Metazoa, Chordata, Actinopteri, Pleuronectiformes, Pleuronectidae. The record is from RefSeq and is a predicted model, not a curated record. The coding region runs from base 252 to 983 and encodes 243 amino acids. The transcript has 10 exons.